Messenger RNA from Gongylonema pulchrum, 318 nucleotides. The record is from the annotation of a GenBank genome assembly. NCBI's taxonomy places the organism in Eukaryota, Metazoa, Nematoda, Chromadorea, Rhabditida, Gongylonematidae.
AUGAUAUUCCGUGUGAUCGCAGCACUGAAUCGCUACAAAACCGUUGGCGAUGGCUUCUUGGUACAUUCUGAAUGGAUUCGGAAGCUUCAGACGCCGUCAUUGCUUGGAAUUGUGGCGAACCCGGAAAUAAAGCAGUCUAAGUUAUUGAAAUUGAUACUCAUCUCAAACUAUUGUGACAGCUCAUGCACUGCAGCUUCGGUUUUAUCAUUGCCAUUUGGAGUGUUUGUGAUUGUCCCCUAUGCUGUAAUUAACUUGGCUGGGCCAUCUGCAUUGCUUUCACUGCUCAUUGCUUUCAUCGUCGCGAUUCUCUCCGGUUAG